Danio rerio (zebrafish) is the source of this 2689-nucleotide messenger RNA. It is a transcript of the gene scp2b, whose product is annotated as sterol carrier protein 2b. Lineage: Eukaryota; Metazoa; Chordata; Actinopteri; Cypriniformes; Danionidae. The record is from RefSeq and is marked validated.
GGAAGUAGCUUUCAGAUACAAAUGUCCUGCUGAUUGUUGGCCUGCAGAUCACCUGUCUGACUCUCUGUCUGUCUUUCUGUCUGUCUCUCUCUCUCUGUCUGCCGCUCACAUACAGGAAUAAUGCGCGUCCCGCAGGUGUCCAGCUCUGCACGGGUCCAGGCGGUGUUGACCAGCGCAUCUGCGGGUCUAGAGGGCUUCAAAGCUCACGCCGUCUUCCAGGAGAUCAAUAAAAAGCUGCAAGAGGACGGAGAGCAAUUUGUGAAGAAGAUUGGAGGUGUGUUUGCCUUUAAAGUGAAGGACGGGCCGGAGGGAAAGGAAGCCGUCUGGAUUGUGGAUGUAAAGAAUGGAAAAGGCUCCGUUCACAAUGACAGCGAUAAGAAAGCAGACUGCACUAUUGCUAUGGCUGACUCGGACCUGCUCGACCUCAUGACUGGAAAGAUGAAUCCACAGACUGCAUUUUUCCAGGGUAAACUGAAGAUUACUGGCAACAUGGGAAUGGCAAUGAAACUUCAGAACCUCCAGCUGCAGCCAGGGAAGGCCAAACUGUGAGUGGGCGGAGCCAAGAUGCAAGGGGAGGAGGAGUCAGUCAGGAAGAAGGCGGAGCUUCAAGUAUAGUUCACUCUAAUAGAGUAGCUGCACAGGAGUCAGUGUUUUUCCACUGUAGCGUUCAGCCUCUGUCUAAUACGGUUAAAGAAUAAUUCACCCAAAAAUACAACUGGACAUCAUUUGAUGGCACUGUUAAAAGGAUAGUUCACACGAAAAUAUUAAUUCUGUCCUCAUUUACUCAAUUCUCAUUAUGAGUUGAACACAAAAGAAGAUAAACCUGUAACCAUUGACUUCCUUAGUAGGAAAAAUAAAUAUUGCAGAAGUCAAUGGUUACAGUUUCAGCUUUCUUCCAAAACUGGAAGUCAAACACAUAAGAAAGAAACUCAAAGUUUUGGAACCACUUGAGAGAGAGUAAAUAGUGAGUACAUUUUCAUUUUUGUGUGAAAUAUACCUUUAUGUGUAUUUUACAAGGAAUAGACCACCAUGAUGAACUUUAUACGUUAAGUUAAUGAUAUUCGGAGUUUCACUAAACUGAUCAUCAAAUGAGUCUUGUGUGACCGGAGAGCAGAUCAUGAGAUAAUUCACCUGACUUUCAAAACUUGUUCUGCAUAAUUGAAGGUUAAUCUGAUUGAUGAGCUUCAUUGUGCCUUUUGUGAAUUGGUUCGUCUUUUGAGGACAGAGCAGAAAAGCUUAUCUAUACGAGUUAUUUAUUUUUCUGGUUAUUCAUUAUAAAAUUAUUUUAUUUUAAAGUCGUAUUGCCUGCAGCAUGAGAAAUGUGUUUGAAUAUUUAAUUUAAUAUUUAAUUACAUUUUUAUUUUAUUUUUUUAUGACAUGGCAUAAUAAUCUUAAUAAAUUUAAAUAUUAUAAAAUGAAUAAAUAAUAUAAUAAAUCUGUUAUUUGUUAUAAUUAAAUAACAAUUUUAUUUAUUUUAUUAUAUUUAAAUGUAUUAUGCCAUGCCAUAAAAUAAAAUAAAAAUAAAUUAAAUUAAUUAUACAAACACAUUUCUCAUGUAGCAGGCGUUAAGAAAUUUUAAAAUAAUUUAUUAUAUUGUUAAAAAAAAUGUCUUGAUGCCUGCAGCCAGAGAAACAUGUUUGUAGGUUUAAUUUAAUUAAAUUUUAUUGCAUGGCAUAGUACAUUUUAUAAAUUCAAAUAUAAAAUAAAUAAAUAAAUAAAUGCGUUAUUUAUUAUAUUAUUUUAUUUAUUUUUUUAUUAUUAAUUUAAUUGCAUUGCAUAAUGCAUUUAAUAAAUUUGUAUGUAAUAAAAUAAAUAGGUAUUAAAUAUAAUAAAUUCAAACACAGGAAUAGACCACCAUGAUGAACUUUAUACGUUUAGUUAAUGAUGCUAGGUUUUAUUUUUGGGUGAAUUAUUUAAUUGAAUCCUGUGAUUCUGGUAGAUGGUUAUAAAAAUGAAAUUAAUACUGUUGCUAAUCAUUUUGAUAUCUUUGAUGCUGUCAUUUUGAUGGGUCACUGUUUCAGUUGUAUGCAUGUGUGGAUUGGUUUUCCCCAAAUAUUUUCUUGUGGUGUUUAAAAAGUGCCUGAAGUGUGUGUUUGAAUCAGGCUAACACACGACUCUAAACACAGCAAAUAUUCUGCUCAUCAGUAUUUCGCUAUGUUUUCCAAUAAAAACCAAGAAACAUUCUCAAAUCAGUGUAGGUUUUCUUGAGAAGCAAACUGAAGUCUUGUUUUCUAGCUUAAAAAUUAAUCAGAACUUUGAUUAGCAAAAAUAAAAGUGGCGUAACACUAAAUUAAAAAGGCAAACAAAUCAAUAUUUCUAACUCUUCUGAUAAAUGUUUGAUCUUGUUUUGAGAUUAAUCAGAAAACAUGACGUUUAAAAAGACAUUAAAAGGUUUGUACAAGAAAACAACAACAAAAUACUAAUCAAGAAAGCCACACACAUUUUUACUUGCAGUUUGAUUUGUGGCUUUGAUAGAUAGAUGCCUUGUUAACAUCUUUUACAGCCUUGAGAUUAGUUUUCUUUCAUCUUUAGAGACGCUCCAGGCUUAUUCAUCUAUACUCUUGAUGAAACGGCACCAAUUAUAAAUAUAUAUCCAUCAAAUGAGUGCAUGGAUAUAUUUAUAGUGUCCUACAGGUAUCAUGUCUUUCAUGCUGAAACACUUUUGUACUAAAUAAACUGAUCUUUCGCA